Molecule: messenger RNA, 1875 nt
Organism: Oikopleura dioica
Lineage: Eukaryota; Metazoa; Chordata; Appendicularia; Copelata; Oikopleuridae
Source: the annotation of a GenBank genome assembly
AUGCUGCAAAAGGCAAAAAGCAACAACCUCGUUUUCGGAGAAGACGGAAAGCUCAAGCACGUAGAUUUUACUGACGACAUGAUAGAGCAGUCGGCGCGUUCUGUUAUGGGAGGAAAAUUUACAGGAAAAGACUUGAUAAGAGAUCUUCAAAAGAAGAAAAGCAGCCAAAAAGCCAAGGCAAAAGCGGAGCGUGAAGCAAGGCGCAAAAGGGGUGAAAUUGUUGAAUCCCCUGCUGACGAUGAAUCCUCAGACGAUGAAACGCCCGCAGAAAGAAAGCUCCGCAAGCUCAAAAAGGAAAAGAAGAAACUUGAGCAAGCCCAAAAAGUUGCUCGCAAUGCCGAGAAAAAGGCUAAACGAGAAAGACAGCAGCAUAAAAUGAAGAUCAAGGCAGAGCAAACUGAGCGCCGCAAUGCUCGAGCAGCUAAAAACGCCGAGAGACAACGAAGACGAGAUGCAGGAGAGUCGGAUGUUUCAUCGGAUGAGUGCGACUCCGAUUCGUUGGAUCUUUCGUCGGAUGAGGAGAUUUCAUCUGACGAGGAUGUGUCUGUUCUCUCGUCGGAUUCUUCAGAAGACGAAGAUCUUUCGGAGUCAUCUGGCGUCACUGUUUACGAAGAUGUUUCUGUCUACUCUUCUAGCGAAGCAACUGAGUACGACUCCGACGGAAACGUCACCAAAGCCAGAAAAGCUCGAACAAGAAAAGUCGUCAAAAUGAAAAGUCGGGCAAAGUUCGAGUAUCAAAGCUCAGUAGACACAAUUUACGACGACGAAGGAAAUGUUGUUCAAGAACAUCAGAGCAGGAAGAAGGUUGUCGUCGUCGAGCGCGUCGAUGAGCAUGGAAAUAUCGUCAAAAAAGUCGCCAACGAGGAGCAAAUGAAAGAAUUUGUUUCAAAAGCGGAGGCAAAAGCAGAGGCAAAGGCAAAAGCGGCAAGCCAGAAUAAAUUGAGAAAGGAAGAUUCAUCACUUGCACCGCCAGAUACUGUUCUAAAGUCGUCGAUGAGUCGUUCUCAUUCGAAAAUUGGAAACUCCCUGAGCAGAAGCGGAUCAAUGGCGGAAAGACCCCCUUGGAGAGCUGGUGCGGUUCGGGACCAGUCUUCCAGAAACUCCGUCACCUCAAGUUACCGAGCAAUGAAUCGUGCCCCAAAAGUUGGUGCUCCGAAGAAGUCGAGGAAAGGAAGAAGAGAAUCGAAAUACGACUUUGCGGAUUUGGCCCCACUCAGGCUUGAAGACAAGGAUGACGGCAGCGAGUUUGAUUGGGGGCAAUUUGGUCUUUCUAAUUCUCCGACUAAAACACCUGAUUUCGCCAAAAUGGAAGAAGAGCUGAAGCAAUUGGAGCUUGCUGAAAACUUUGAAGCAGCUGCUGAGCUGAGGCAGAAAAUCAGAGAUAUGAAACGCGAGGAAAGAAAACGCAUCAUCCGGAAGCAGAAAGAUGAUGAAAACGCCGCCCAGAAAGAAAAAGAAGAACGUCUCUUCAACAAGCAAAAACGUCAAGGCGAUCUAGCUCAAAUGAAAGCUAAUAUUGCGCUCCAAAGACAAGAAGCUAAAAUGGCCGCAGAGCGGAAGCAGAAAGAGCGCCAGGCGAUGCUUGAUGCUUGUCAAACUGAAGAAGAGCGACAGGCUCUGCUCGAUAAAUGGGAGGCAGAAAGACUAGCUGAAGAGGCUGAAGCCGAACGGCUACGAUUAUUAGCCCUUGAACAGAGAAAAAUCCAAAUUGCUCUGCUGAAAAAGCAAUACGCACUGAGAAAGAAACUACAGAAGUGGCGAGAUUUACAGCUAGAAAGCUUUACGUUCAAACGAACUCAAGCCAUCAAUCGACCAUUUGUUUAUUCUCAUCUUCCAGGCCCUCCAAUUCUACCGCCCAUAAUGUCCGGAGCCUAA